Caenorhabditis auriculariae is the source of this 3866-nucleotide messenger RNA. Lineage: Eukaryota; Metazoa; Nematoda; Chromadorea; Rhabditida; Rhabditidae. The record is from the annotation of a GenBank genome assembly.
AUGAGGACAAUCCUAACUUUGGUCACCUUGUUAAUAGCUCACACUUCUGCUUGGCCUGUAAGAGUCCGUUUUAUCUGUUUAACUGAAUAUUUCAUUUCAGAUAUGGAUCGGAGGCAUCAUCAACAGAAAUGAGCCUGAUCAAGGUGCAUGGUAAAUCGAGUUUUUUUUUCAUGUUGAACAAUUUCAGGAUUAGCUCAACCGCACUCGAAUGAUUCCGAGGUUACUUUUCUUCCAAUAAGAGAAGUCCCUUUAGAACUAUUUGAUGUCCUGUAUGAUGUUCUCUAAAGAGUUUUAUUAAUAUUCAUAGAUGAAGACACACGGUCAAAAACAGAAUUAGAAAAAGCUUAUUGAAAGAUCUUUUAUUGGGAAAUUGUUGGUUUUUGUGAGAAAAUAUUCUUCAGGUUUUCGGUUAGUACAUCAUAAAGUUUUAUAGACCUUUUUUUAAGCACUUACAACUUUUUGUGUAGAUUGAUAAAUUGUCCUCAGAAAAUAGGAAUUUUUUUGUGAAAGUAAAUAAAAAUUUUCACAUUUUUCAAAUUUCAGACAACUGAAAAACAAGCAAAAGCAGCGGAAACGGAAAAAAAAUUCAAGAGAGGUAAGUGAAAAAAAAUUGCAACUUUGCAAAAAUUUUAAUCGAGGCUUGAUUGAAAAAAUGAAAAGAGAAAUUCACUUAUUUCAGCUGUUGAAAUUAUUAUAUAAAUCCCCUUUUUUUCCAAUGUUUUAUUUUGGUUGUAGAUGUCAAAUUAUCCUUGGGAGAGGUGGCAUCAGGUUUAUCUGAGGAUUCGUUGACAUCAACGUUGCAACCGCUCGAGACAAGUUCUGCAGGUAUAACUUUAAAGCCUUAUUUUUCUUACAAUCGUGAAUUAAUCAGCGUCUUCGGUUGAGUCAACGACAGUUUUUAACACGGAAGUUUUAUCGACGUCUCCUUUUCCCGACUCAACAACCAACAUUCUGACUGAUGUCUCAUCAUCUGAGCCGCCUUCUAUUGGAUUCACCGAGUCAUCUACAGGUAUGUUUUCUCACGAAAUCAUCGAGAAAAAAAAAAUCAUUUAAAAGGUUUACCUUCGAAAAACGAUACGAAGUCUACAUUAGAACCUGAUGACUUCACGACAUCAUCUACUGACACGUUCUCAACAACACGAUUGCUUACCGAAGUUGUAUCCACGACACCCAGUGUUGACAGAACCACUGGAAUAUCUUCUACAGCUGUUCCUGCCGCAUUUUCGACCGAAGCGACAAUGCCCUCUACACCAUCCGUUCAAAUCACUUCGACUUCCGCGGACUUUUCAAGAAGAGAACUACAAACUGAAGCUCCUGAGAGCGUUCAAAGUACAACUUCGGCGUCUGAUAUAGCGUCGUCAACAGCUGCUCUUCCGUCUGAGGCUCGUUCUUCCAGCUUGCAAGCUUCGAAAUCGACCACGGCUUCUCCUUCACCCGCUGUUUCGACAGAAGUUAUCUUGUCCUCUACACCGUCCGUUGACGUCACGGCGACUUCCGCGGACUCUUCAAGAAGAGAACUACAGACUGAAGCUCCUGAAGGCGUUCCAAGCUCAACUUCGGCGUCUGACUUAGCGUCUUCAACAGCUGCUCUUCCGUCUGAGGCUCGCUCUUCCACCUUGCAAGCUUCGAAAUCGACCACGGCUUCUCCAUCCUCCGCACUUCCGACAGAAGCUCUCCUGACCUCUACACCGCCAGUUGACGUCCCGGCGACAUCCGCGGACUCUUCAAGAAGAGAACCACCGACUGAAGCUCCUGAAAGCGUUCAAAGCUCAACUUCGGCGUCUGUCUUAGCGUCUUCAACAGCUGCUCUUCCGUCUGAGGCUCGCUCUUCCACCUUGCAAGCUUCGAAAUCAACCACGGCUUCUCCUUCACCCGCACUUCCGACAGAAGCUCUCCUGACAUCUACACCGCCUGUUGACGUCCCGGCGACUUCCGCGGACUCUUCAAGAAGAGAACCACAGACUGAAGCUCCUGAAGGCAUUCAAAGCUCAACUUCGGCGUCUGACUUAGCGUCUUCAACAGCUGCUCUUCCGUCUGAGGCUCGCUCUUCCACCUUGCAAGCUUCGAAAUCAACCACGGCUUCUCCUUCACCCGCACUUCCGACAGAAGCUCUCCUGACCUCUACACCGCCUGUUGACGUCCCGGCGACUUCCGCGGACUCUUCAAGAAGAGAACCACAGACUGAAGCUCCUGAAGACGUUCAAAGCUCAACUUCGGCGUCUGACUUAGCGUCUUCAACAGCUGCUCUUCCGUCUGAGGCUCGCUCUUCCACCUUGCAAGCUUCGAAAUCAACCACGGCUUCUCCUUCACCCGCACUUCCGACAGAAGCUCUCCUGACCUCUACACCGCCUGUUGACGUCCCGGCGACUUCCGCGGACUCUUCAAGAAGAGAACCACAGACUGAAGCUCCUGAAGGCGUUCAAAGCUCAACUUCGGCGUCUGACUUAGCGUCUUCAACAGCUGCUCUUCCGUCUGAGGCUCGCUCUUCCACCUUGCAAGCUUCGAAAUCAACCACGGCUUCUCCUUCACCCGCACUUCCGACAGAAGCUCUCCUGACCUCUACACCGCCUGUUGACGUCCCGGCGACUUCCGCGGACUCUUCAAGAAGAGAACCACAGACUGAAGCUCCUGAAGGCGUUCAAAGCUCAACUUCGGCGUCUGACUUAGCGUUUUCAACAGCUGCUCUUCCGUCUGAGGCUCGCUCUUCCACCUUGCAAGCUCCGAAAUCGACCACGGCUUCUCCAUCCUCCGCACUUCCGACAGAAGCUCUCCUGACCUCUACACCGCCAGUUGACGUCCCGGCGACUUCCGCGGACUCUUCAAGAAGAGAACCACAGACUGAAGCUCCUGAAGGCGUUCAAAGCUCAACUUCGGUGUCUGACUUAGCGUCUUCAACAGCUGCUUUCCCGUCUGAGGCUCGCUCUUCUACCUUGCAAGCUUCGAAAUCGACCACGGCUUCUCCAUCCUCCGCACUUCCCACAGAAGCUAUCUUGUCCUCUACACCGUCAGUUGAGGCCACAACAACUUCCGCGGACACUUCAAGAAGAGAACCACAAACUGAAGCUCCUGAGAGCGUUCAAAGUACAACUUCGGCGUCUAAUUUGGCAUCAUCAACGGCUGCUCUCCCGUCCGAGACUCGCUCUCCAACUUUGCAAGGUUCAAAAUCAACCACGGCUUCUCCAUCCUCCGCACUUCCGACAGAAGCUAUCUUGUCCUCUACACCGUCAGUUGACGUCACGGCGACUUCCGCGGACUCUUCAAGAAGAGAACCACAAACUGAAACUCCUGAGAGCGUUCAAAGUACAACUUCGGCGUCUAAUUUGGCAUCGUCAACGACUGCUCUCCCGUCCGAAACUCGCUCUCCAACUUUGCAAGAUUCAAAAUUAACCACGGCUUCUCCUUUAAACGCUCUUCCGACCGAAUCUCUCGUGACCUCUACACCAGCUAUUGACGCCACAACGACUUCCGUGGAUUCUUCGAGAAGAGAACUCCAAACUGAAGCUCCUGAGAGCGCUCAGAGCACAACCGCGGCAUCUGAUUUGACGUCAACAGCUGUGCUCUCUACAAUACCUCCUAGAAACUCUUCAACGGAUGUGCUCUCAUCGACCAUGCCUUCAAAAGACGUUACAGAAUCCUCAACAGAGCCUUCAAAAUCGCCUCGAAUCGGUGCGCGUCCUUUUGCAGUGCCGGCGGCAGAAGCCCCUGCUCCAACUACGCCAAUAAAGGAUGGCGUCGUUCUCCCGGAGGGUUGGAAUAAUUCUGAUGAUUCCUGCGAAUCCGGUGACUGUGACUCUUCGUGCGAAUCAAGCGACUGUGAUAGUUCCAGUGACGCAGAUUCAGACACGUCCUAUUCUGGCUAUUAUUGA